Messenger RNA from Zasmidium cellare ATCC 36951, 2430 nucleotides. RefSeq lists its product as uncharacterized. NCBI's taxonomy places the organism in Eukaryota, Fungi, Ascomycota, Dothideomycetes, Mycosphaerellales, Mycosphaerellaceae. The transcript is spliced from 2 exons. The record is from RefSeq and is a predicted model, not a curated record. Bases 1 to 2430 code for a protein of 809 amino acids.
AUGCCGUCCAGCGCAAAGGAAGAUCGGAUCGCUCAGCUCCUGGCCAAGGCCGAUGAGGACGCCAAGCAGGGCAAUCUCCAGGAUGCCUUCAAGGCGCUGAAAGAAGCCUCCCAUCUCGACUCGGAGAACCAGAAAGUUCGAGAUGCGCUGGUGGCGCUGCAGAAGAGAGAGCAGACGGGAGAUGCUCUCCAAUUGCUGCGUAGCUAUCUAGCAUCCGGCCCGGAGCUGGAUGGCGAGAAAGCAGUUCAGGCAUUAAGACAGAAGGAGCUUCCACAGGAUGAGGCGAAACAGGCUCUUGAGCUCCUCCUCACUGCCACUGGAGACAAAGAGCUACUGGACUCGCUGACCGGCGCACUCCUGUGGAAGAGUACCGCCGCGAGGAAAGAUGUUGCGGCAAGAUUCAAAGAGCCAGUGACGGAGCUCUUCACCCUGCUCUUCGAACGGGGCGAGGAGAGCCUCAAGGCAUUUUCCAGCAUCUCUCUGGAUGGCGGUCUAUGGGAGUCGAAAGAAGCGCAGAAAAGGGCGCAAAACGAUGUCUUCCGGCUGUGCAUAGCAAAGCUCAUGGAUGUCGACAUCGAUCGACCAGAACGGCUCAUGCAGGCUGUUGCACGACAGCUGGCCGUUGCGCCUGAGGAUGUGAAGGACGUUAUUGACGAAGAUGUCUUCGAGGUGGUUCUCAACUCGUUGGACAUUCGUCUCCAAGCCAAGCUUCGUAGCCAAGCCAUGCUGGCAACGUCAAAGAUCCUGGAGGUCACCGGCGAGCCGGGAGGAACUAUGUUUGGGCAGUAUCUUGCGAAUAAGGUCGCAAAACAAACAAACGAUGACCUGAUUGACGCCUUUUCAGCUGCUUCAGCGGUCUUUCCGAUGCUUCCAGCCGUGGCCGCCAGUCUCUUCAUGACGGACGGCUUCGUGCAACAGCUUGUGCCCAAUCUCGAGAGGAAUUCAGAGGCUGCAUCCCAAGGGCAAAGGAAAAGCAGGACGCUUGAACAGGCGGCGCUCGAACUUCUGAGCGCGGCUUGUGUGGACAAAGCAUGUCGAGAAGCAAUUGACAGAUACUGUUCUCCCUGGCUUCGUGACCUCACAGAAGAGCGCGAUGGCACGCACAAAGCCCUGUCGGCACUUGUGCUCGCCAAGAUCAACUCUGCUUCGCAGGAAGAGAUCACAUCUAAGUUGGCGGAUCUUGUGCUGGUGGGAGACGCAGAACGUGAGCAAGCGGUCGAAGGUCUUGCCUAUACAUCGCUGCAGCCCAAGAUCAAGGAAGAGAUUGCGUCAAAUCCACAACUCCUCAAGCGGCUUGUGGCAGCACUCAUCGAACGUCCAAGUGCUGCCUUUGGGUGUUUGACGGUCUUCUCAAACCUCACGACCUACCGACCUACACAGACUGCUGAGCAGAAAAAGAUGGCACAGCUCAAAGCCUAUGCCGCUUCGCAGAAACCAGAACCCGAUGACCCUCUCGACGAUGAUGCGCAUGUAACUGCGAGAGCCAAGAAGCUUCUCGACGUGGAUGUGGUGCCUGCUCUUGUGGCGUCUUGCAAACAGACUAGUUCCCCCUCAAAUAUUGCCAUGGUCGUGCGAACUCUACUGGCGUUAUCGAAAGAGCAAAAGCACCGGGCCAAGAUGGCUCAGCAAGGCGCCGUGCGACUGCUCCUACAGAUUCGAGAGCGAGUGGCAAAGACGGACAAGUCGACGGCAGAGGCAUCCGCUAUCGAACGACACGCAUCUCAUGCCCUUGCGCGGUUAUUGAUCUCCGUGAAUCCAUCACACGUAUUCUCGUCAAACCUAUCCGCCUCAUCAGCCGUGAGCGCUCUGUCACCGCUGCUUUCGAUUGAUUCCGACAGUGAGCAGAGAGACCUUCUGCCGACUUUCGAGGCCCUGUUAGCACUCACAAAUUUGGCGUCUACGGAGGACGACUCGGCCAAAGAGCUUCUAACACGCAACUCCUUCGCCACACUCGAAGACUUGCUGUUUUCCUCCAACACCCUUGUGCAACGCGCGAGUGUCGAACUUGUAUGCAACCUCAUGGCUUCUCCGUCCGGAGUCGCCAAAUUCGCAGAUGGCUCCAACGAUGCGAAACGUCGCAUGCAAAUCUUACUUGCUCUCGCCGAUGUCGAGGACCUGGCGACUCGACGCGCAGCAGGUGGUGCGUUGGCGAUGCUCACCGAGUGGGACGCCGCGGUAACGGCGAUACUGGACAAGGAAAGAGGUGUUGGUGUGCUGCUAAGCAUGUGCGAGGAUGAUAGCGACGAGAUGCGGCACAGAGGAUUCGCAUGCGUCUUGAACGUCGCAAGUGCACCUGGAGAUGUUGGUGCCAGGGGAAUCAAGGCUGUCAAAGAUGCGAACGGAGCUGAGGCCCUGAAGGAGGCUCUUCGCAGGACGAAGAACCAGGAAGUGUUGGGACUCGGGGUUGAGGUCCUCAAAAAGUUGCAAUGA